AUGUCAGCGUCUCAAUGGAUGAACAAGGCAACAUCUGCAACAAGACGAGCACUUUGUACACUUCUUGUCGGUCUGGUUGUCUCCAUGUAUGGGUUAUACAUUGAAAUUGCCCACGAAUUCGACUUCGAGUACACAGCAAUGUGCGAUGUUUCACCACUGGUUUCUUGCACCAGAGUACUGACUUCCAAGUAUGGUAUGGGCUUUGGCAUUAUAGGACCAUUGCUCGGGGAGGAAAGCGCUCUCAAUCAGAGAAACGCCUUCUACGGGGUGAUUGGAUAUACACUAUUGUCGCUUAUACAGCUUUCGCAUACCCAGUGCUCUGCGAGUAUCUCAUUUUAUGCGGGGAUUAUGAUGAACAUCAUGUCUCUAUACCUAAUUACAGUUCUCAUCCGACUGCGAGCAGUCUGCCUUGUAUGUGUCACGAUCUAUACCGUGAAUGCACUGUUUCUCUAUUUCACUAUCAAACGACGUCAAGCACUUGCAGAAGUUGCCAACAUAAACAAUAACAAGAAACGGAAGUAA
Messenger RNA from Haemonchus placei, 522 nucleotides. The record is from the annotation of a GenBank genome assembly. NCBI's taxonomy places the organism in Eukaryota, Metazoa, Nematoda, Chromadorea, Rhabditida, Trichostrongylidae.